Paramuricea clavata is the source of this 4039-nucleotide messenger RNA. The record is from the annotation of a GenBank genome assembly. Lineage: Eukaryota; Metazoa; Cnidaria; Anthozoa; Malacalcyonacea; Plexauridae.
AUGUCUAGUAACGUCUCGAAUAUCUGUCGUGUUGAUCAGUCUCAACAAGAUGUCAACAAAUGUCCCGAUUGUAACUUUGUUUCCCGGUCGCAAGGCGGUCUCGCGGUUCACCGCUCGAAAUGCAAAAAUGUUGUGAUACUCCAAAACGUUGACUGCGUAUAUGUUGAACGUAGUUUCCCAGAAGGAAAGCCGAUUGUUUGUUGUUUAUGUGAUGUGUCCAUCGGCUCGAUUGCGAAUUUUAGAAGACAUUUCAAGUCGAAACAUAAGAAAGUUAAGUUAAUGGAAUCAGCGAGAUGUAGCCUUUGUAAUGACUUCUUGAAAGACGGCCGAGGCGCCGGUGUUCACUUAAAACGAUUCCAUCAGAUUGGAUCUAAGGAUGAUUAUCCAAUUUCUCCAACUCCAAUAAUUUCGUCCACCAAUAAACCAACCAUUAGUGUACAUCGUAAGAAAAAUAUUUCGAAAAUAAAGUCACUGUCCAAGUCGCCCGCGUACAUGUCAAUUUCCGCAUCUGGUCCAGUUAAUAACCACAUCAUUGACGAAGAUAGCAUUUCCUCUAAUCUUUCAACAUCCGAUACCCUAAAUCCUAACCCCCUAACACUCAACCCCUUCGCUAAUUCCUUUUUCCCUACAACACACACCCCCCAUUCCUCAUCCCCAGUCCACACUCAACCCUUAACCUCCGGUAACAUCCAAACCCCGUUCCAUGAUCAGUCGACGCUAACAUCAGACCUCCCUUACUCUCCGUCUACAGACGAUUCACAACCCUCAACCCCAAUCCAUUUACAACCUUCCUCCUUCUGCCAUUCAUCCAUGAACCAUUUACAUCCCACCCACCACCAAACUUCACUCAAACCCGUGACGAAAGUAACAGCUACUCUCCUCCUAGACCCUCAUCCCCUGUCGUAUUUACCCAUUCCCCAGAUCCUUCAACAACUCCUUUCACCCAUAACCCCUCCCCAAACCCCGGCGUCUCACAACCUAGACACAACAAUCAAAUAUGGCUUGAAGCUGAGGUCGUCUUAAGUGAUUGUACUAAUGUGGAUAGUUAUGUUCCUUCCCAACAAGAUGAUCUUGAAUCCGAGGUCGCCUUUAGUGGUCGUACUAACGAGAAUAGUGAUUCCCCGAGUCAACAUGCUAAUUUCGAUCCGUCAGUCUCCCUAAGUGGUCGUAAUGAUGGAAACAGUAAUACUAAUACCACCGAGUCAGUUCAUUCAAGUUCUGAACAAGCGUCAAGUAACACCUCUGAAUUCGUGCGAAAAUGGUCCAAUAGAAUUUCAACUACGGAAUCGUUUGAUGACUUUUGCCAUAAAUGCGAUGAUUAUGCUAAUGCGGUCGUACUGGAAGUUAAAUCUUCAGGUGCCAAUAACUCCAACCGAUGCGGCAGACCUGUACGAAACGCAAGGAACCGCCCGAACAGCAGAUUACCUAACCCAAACCGGCGACCAUUAAUAAGCAAUCCAAUACAAGCCGGUAGAAUCCAGACCCUUUUCCGCCUAUCGAACAAGAGAGCUGCGAGGAAAAUUCUCCAGGACAAUAACAUCACCUACACUGGUACAAAAGACCAAGCACAAGAAUAUUUCACUGACACUUUUUCCACCUCCACAGUUGAUCUGAAUGAACUCGUCUCCUCCCUUUCUGAUAACGUCCCAUCUACAGAUAUUGAUCAAUCCCUUAUGGAUCAGAUGUCCCCUAAAGAAAUUAAGGACAAACUUAAAUCAAUGUCCAAUUCAGCCCCUGGUAAAGACAAAGUCGAAUACAGACACCUUAAGCUGGUAGAUCCUGACUGUAAAGUUCUCAGCCUAAUUUACAACAAGUGCCUAGAGGAGAAGAAAAUACCAUCAUCGUGGAAACAAUCGUCAACCAUCCUAAUCUACAAGAAAGGAUCUAGUGAUGACCCGAGUAAUUUCAGACCCAUUGCUUUGAUGUUGUGUAUUUAUAAACUCUUUACCUCUAUCCUAGCUGCCCGUAUAUCUAACUUUGCGAUAAAUAAAGAUCUUAUUUCAAACGAACAGAAAAGUGCCAAACCUUCGGAAGGAUGUCACGAACAUUCCUAUACGCUUCAAUCGGUUGUGGCUGACUGCAAAAGGAAUUAUAAGAACUGUUUCCUUGCAUGGCUAGAUUUAAGGAAUGCUUUCGGAAGUAUCUCCCACGACGCUAUCUACUCUACUCUCAGUCACAUGGGUUUCCCUGAAUCCCUAAUUAAUCUGAUUAAAGAUAUAUAUACCGAUUCAUCAAUGGUAGUACGAACCGGCAAGGAUGAAGAAACCGAUUCCAUCCCAAUCAGAGCCGGUGUUAAACAAGGAUGCCCUGUUAGUCCAGUAUUAUUCAAUCUGUCUACGGAACUCCUUGUCAGAGUGGUUAAAUCGCGAUGCAACGAAAGUCAAUACAUCCCCUUUCAGUUACACGGUCAACCGGUAUAUGUCUUAGCUUAUGCCGAUGAUUUAGUCCUGAUGAGUAGGACCCGCGACGGCUUACAAAGCCUGCUAGAUGACGUCUCACUAGCUGCUAACAUCCUAAACCUCAAAUUUAGACCAGACAAAUGUGCCUCUCUAUCCCUAACCUGUAACAAACAUGAACCCUCACGUGUAGGAGAUACAACCUUUAAGGUACAAGACGGCGUGAUUCCUGCACUCCUGAAAGAAGAGUCAUAUCGGUAUCUUGGUGUUCCUAUCGGCUUGUUAUACGAUGCGAAAGAUAUGAACACGAUUACUGAAAAAUUAAUAGCAGACCUUGAGAAAAUCCGAGACUCCCUACUCACACCGUGGCAAAAGUUGGAUGCAAUACGAACCUUCAUCCAACCGGGUUUGACCUACGCACUAAGAACAUGCCCAGUUACCUGCAAAGCCCUUGAGAAAUAUCGGAAAAAAACUGGUUGAAGUCCUCCGGUCGAUAUGCAACCUUCCUAAGAGAGCAACGCAACACUAUUUCUUUGCGGACAAAGCUGUUGGUGGUCUAGGACUUCAAGAUCCGUUUAACGAGCGUCAUAUUCAAUCAGUAGUACACGCAGUCAAAAUCCUUUCAGUUUCAGAUCCGUUUGUUAGUAAUAUCGCAAAAAACGAACUUAAAUCUGUAGUCUCUCGAUGCCUUAAACGCGAAGCCGAAAACGAUGAAGUUGACCAAUUUCUGUCAGGUAAUCUAGACGGAAACUUUAGUAACCAUAUGAGUUGUGGCAACGGUCAAACCCUGUGGUCGUGUUGCUGUAUUUCAGCCUGUGCCCUAAAAGUUAAAGUCAAGUCUGCAUCCGAAAAUAUAUUAAUCUCGGUAGACAAUUUUCAAACAGCAACCAACAGUAAAGGAGUGGCCUCCUACCUACAUAGAUCGAUGCUUAAACGCGCGUUUAAGCUUAAAAGCCUCCCUGAUCAAGGUAAAGUGGCUAGGUGCCUGCAAUCUACAAAAUUUCCAUCAACAAACAGCUGGUGUUACGAUGGCACAGGAAUUCGUUUCUGUGACUGGCGUUUCAUCCACCGUGCGAGAACCAACACCCUCCCCACCAACGCUGUGAAGAGUAGAUUCGCGAAUGGUAACACUAAAGAAUGCAGGAGAUGUCACAGUAACAACGAUAGUGAAACCCUCCCACAUAUCAUCUGCCAUUGCCACCCCAACAUGAACACAAUAACAGCUAGACACAAUAAAAUACUCGAAAGACUCUCAACCGUGAUACAAAGCGGCACAUACUCUAUAGAUCAAAUUGUUCCAGAUGCACCCGGAAAUAAUCGUCCUGAUCUUGUUAUAACGGACGGUAAUAAAGUAACAAUCAUUGAUGUCACAUGUCCAUUCGAGAACGAUGAAGAUGCCCUAAGAUUGGCGGCCGAAAGGAAAGAAAUAAAAUAUAAUUACCUUGUUGACCAUUUUAACAAAUCAAACAAACAAGCGAAAGUAUUUGGUUUUGUGGUAGGCCCCCUUGGUGCCUGGUACCCUGGUAACGAGAAAGUACUCGAUGAACUAAAUGUCUCCCUGAGAUAUCGUACAUUGUUUCGCAAACUAUGUUGUGCUGAUAGCAUUAAAAUAUCAAGAAACAUUUACGUGGAACACCUCACAG